AUGACAGACAAUUUUCCUCCAACUGCGGAUGAACCAUCAGUGAUGCCACAUAUUUUAACAUUGGACAAUCCUUCCAUGGUGGACGAACCAUCAAUGCUGCAUCAUGAUGCAACAGCGGACCAUGCUACCAUGUUGGACCAACCAUCAAUGCUGCAACAUACUUCGACAGUGGAUGAUACUUCCUUUGUGGCCGAACCAUCAAUGCUGAAACAUUCGGCAAGAGUGGAUGAUCAUUCCACGGCGGACCAAACAUCAAUGAUGCAAGAAUAUUCUUCUGUGGUUCAAAGUUCCACUACGGUAGAGACUUCCACGGUAAAUGAAACAUCCAUGAGGCAAGAACAAUCAACAAUGGAUGAUCCUUUCAUGGAGGAAGAAAAUUCAACCAUGCUAAACCCUUUAAUGUUAGAUAAAGCCAUAGAAAGCAACAUGGUGACUGCCACACAGACACAGGAUAACAUUAAUGAGGAGCCUGUAUUGCACAGCCAGAAAAGUAAUAUUGAUACAGAAGAUACCAACCAGGUGGAAUUGAAUGCAGAGACUGCACAUUCUAGUGUAAUUGACCAUGGUCUUCAAGACCAAUUCCUGGACUCUACAAAUCAAGAACUUUUUAUACACACAGAAUGUGACGUUAGCAGAUCACAAACCAUUAGCCAACAGGAUUCUUUAAAGGAAACCAUGCAGCUAAUUGAGAGGAAUAGAAAUGAAGAAAUGAAAAAAAUUGAACAUCAAAUAAAUCAGCUGAAUAAUAAUAUACAGAUUCUCAACACAACACAAAGACAACAGAAUCAAGCACUUGUCACUCUUGCAAAUUUUUACGAUCAUCUUGUUUCAUCACAGAAUGUGGCAGCAAUCAACUACCAACAGAUGCAGCACAGUAUAAAUCAAAUGCUAGCAUGGCAGUAUGAGACUAUUACCAUCACACGCAUGAUUUCCACUUUCAUGCAACUGUUGACAGAAGAAAGACAAAGAAUGUCCAGAUCAGAUAAUCCUUCUUGUAUAUCCAAUGCUACAGCAGGAACCUUUGUAUCCAGCUGUACACGUGGAGACUAUGUAACAAGCUCUACACACAGAGAGUAUGCAACGAGCGCUGCACCUGGAACCUAUCUAUACACCACUUUACCAGGAGAAUCUGUAUCCACCCCUGCAGCAGGAACAGAUGUAUCCACCACUUUACCAGGACCCUAUGUAUCCACCACUGCAACAGUAACCUAUGUAUCCACCACUUUACCAGUAUACUCUGUAUCCACUGCUGCAGCAAGUACCAAUGUUUCCACCACUUUAACAGGACCAUAUGCAUCCUACACUUUACCAGGACCCUAUGUAUCCACCACUGCAGCAGGACCCUAUCUAUCCACUACUUUAACAGGACCCUAUGUAUCCUCGACAUUAUCAGAACCCUAUGUAUCCAUCCCUGCACCAAGACCCUAUGUAUCCACUACUUUAACAGGACCCUAUGUAUCCUCGACAUUAUCAGGACCCUAUGUAUCCAUACGUGAAACAGGACCCUGUGUAUCCUCCACUUUUGCAGGACCCUAUGCAUCCAUCCCUGCACCAAGACCCUAUGUAUCCACCACUGCAACAGAACCCUAUGUAUGCACGACUGUAACAGGACACUAUGUAUCCUCAACUUUAGCAGAACCCUAUGUAUCCAUCCCUGCAUCAAGACCCUAUGUAUCCACUACUUUUACAGGACCCUAUGUAUCCUCCACUUCAGCAGGACCCUAUGUAUCCACCACUGCAACAGAACCCUCUGUAUCCACGACUAUAACAGGACACUAUGUAUCCUCAAUUUUAGCAGAACCCUAUGUAUCCAUCCCUGCAUCAAGACCCUAUGUAUCCACUACUUUUACAGGACCCUAUGUAUCCUCCACUUCAGCAGGACCCUAUGUAUCCACCACUGCAACAGAACCCUCUGUAUCCACGACUGUAACAGGACACUAUGUAUCCUCAAUUUUAGCAGAACCCUAUGUAUCCAUCCCUGCAUCAAGACCCUAUGUAUCCACUACUUUUACAGGACCCUAUGUAUCCUCCACUUUAUCAGGACCCUAUGUAUACAACAACUUACAUGGAGACUAUGUAUCCACUGCUUAUAGAGGCCUCAAUGUAUCCACCACUGCACCAGGGCCCUAUUUAUUGAAGCCAAAACCAGGACACUCAGAAUCCACUACUGGACAAAUUGCCUCAGAAUCCACCGCUGACUCAGGACCCUCAGAAUCCACCGCUGCAACAGGAAAGUAUAAAUCCACCGCUGCACCUGUACCCUCUGAAUACAGCCCUGAAAACACAAAUUUGAGAAGCAUAGCUGUAGCAUCAGAAGUGCAUUCAAGAUUGCAAUUGGCUUAUCGACCUAGCUCAAGCUAUGAUGAGAAUAUGGAUCUUCGAGUCAGAUUAGAGCGUGCAAAUAUUCAAAUUCAACAUUGGAAGAGACAGGAAGCUAACGAUGAGGAUGAAGCUUAAAUAUUAAAGAUAUGUCACAAACGGUCUUGCGAGCCAGGGUGAAGGAACUGAAGACAGAGGGAUACAGAGUCAUCCAUGUGUCCUGUUUGAAAAGA
Messenger RNA from Pseudophryne corroboree (corroboree frog), 2552 nucleotides. RefSeq names its product serine-rich adhesin for platelets-like. The coding region runs from base 1 to 2457 and encodes 818 amino acids. Lineage: Eukaryota; Metazoa; Chordata; Amphibia; Anura; Myobatrachidae. The transcript is spliced from 4 exons. The record is from RefSeq and is a predicted model, not a curated record.